AUGAACCCAUCGAACACACCCGUUCCUAUUCAAUCCUCAGAUAUCCACCACGGCAAAGACAUCCUUCGCAGCACUGGUAUGAGUGACGGAACAGCUCGUCGCGUAACGGCAUCCCCUAGCACCAAAAGUACCCCCACAGCCAUGGCUGCUAAAACUCCAAGUUCCGACGGGGCCAACCAUGUCCCAGCUUCCGCCUCCAAGGCGGAUCGACCUGUAACAACCAGUCAGAUUCAGACUUAUCUAUCUGUGACCUUCAAGAAUUUUCUGGGGUUCAUGUCCGGCAUGAAAAUGCUGGUGUUGGUGAUUCUUUGCCUACAGAAUUCGAUCUUUACCGUCCUCCGUCGAUACAGCCAGGGGGUGCUGAGGGAGUCAUACUCCAAGCAUGAAGUUUUGUUGGUGGGGGAAAUUAUCAAAAUGGCUUUCUCCGCCUGGAUGAUCUCGAAAAGUCUUCCAGAGGAUUGUCCAGAUCUCAAGACGAGGCUCCAAUACCUCGUCGAUACUUCCAAGAAAAUGUUCAUUUUGGCUCUUAUUUAUGGCGCCAUGAACAUUCUAUCCUUUGUCUCCCUUCGCAAUAUUGGAGCGGGAAUGUUCACCAUUUUUGCACAGUGCAAGAUUAUGACGACGGCUACCUGUUCCGCCAUUAUUUUGAAACGAUCCUAUUCUUGGGCUCGUUGGCGCGCCUUGAUAUCACUCAUGAUGGGUGUAUUGCUCUUUUCGGAACCUAUUUGGGGAAAUCCUGACAACAUGGCGGCCAACGAAGGAGGAAAUGCAUUGGUUGGUACAGCCGCUGUUUUGAUCGAAGUCACUCUCAGUGGUUUUGCCUCUAUUUACUUUGAAAAAGUGAUCAAAACCGAUCCUCUUCAACUGGGUAUCUGGGAACGAAAUUUCCAACUGGCUCUGAGCAGUUGCCCUGUGUAUCUGGCCUUUAUGCUUUUUAAUAGGGGUGGCGAAGCGGGUCUCUUUGGAGGCUGGUCCUUGGUCUCUUUUAUGUUGUCAUUGCUGGGUGCCGCAGGAGGACUUUUGGUAGCUUUAUCCAUCAAGUACGGAGAUUCGAUUCUCAAAACGUUGGCAACUACUGGUGCCAUUAUCCUGUCGUCACUCUUGGAUCACUACCUUCUGGGAGGACCCUUGACUGCUGUCAUGAUGAUUGCUGGAGUACAGGUGAUUAUUUCAAUUUGCAACUAUACCUUCGACGCAACCCCGGUAGAACCUUUGGUCCCCGAGCCUGUAAACAAAAUUGACUUGAGCGCAAAGACCCAAGACGAUGUCGAAGAGGCUCCCCUGAUAUCAAAAUCUACUUCCGAAUAA
This is a messenger RNA of Seminavis robusta, 1308 nucleotides long. The record is from the annotation of a GenBank genome assembly. Lineage: Eukaryota; Bacillariophyta; Bacillariophyceae; Naviculales; Naviculaceae.